Adineta steineri is the source of this 372-nucleotide messenger RNA. The record is from the annotation of a GenBank genome assembly. NCBI's taxonomy places the organism in Eukaryota, Metazoa, Rotifera, Eurotatoria, Adinetida, Adinetidae.
AUGACAUCUCGGUUUCGCUGUUUUUUUGAUAUUAAAAUUGAUGGCAAUGAGGCUGGUCGUAUAGUAUUUGAACUUUUUAACGAUACAUGUCCGCGUACAUGCGAAAAUUUUCGAUGUUUAUGCACAGGAGAAAAAGGUCGUGGUUUAACAUUAUAUAAAAAAUUAUAUUAUAAAGGAUGUCAAUUUCAUCGAGUGGUGAAAGAUUUUAUGAUACAAGCGGGAGAUUUUACUGAAGGCAACGGCACUGGUGGUGAAUCGAUCUAUGGUGGUACAUUUGCUGACGAAAAUUUUCAGAUCAAACAUGAUCGACCAUAUCUUCUUUCGAUGGCUAAUCGAGGUCCAAAUACGAAUGGAUCACAAUUUUUCAUGUAA